Molecule: messenger RNA, 7011 nt
Organism: Capsicum annuum
Lineage: Eukaryota; Viridiplantae; Streptophyta; Magnoliopsida; Solanales; Solanaceae
Product: eukaryotic translation initiation factor 4G-like
Exons: 13
Coding region: 1685-6847 (1720 amino acids)
Cellular component (GO): eukaryotic translation initiation factor 4F complex
Molecular function (GO): protein binding; translation initiation factor activity; mRNA binding
Source: RefSeq, a predicted model, not a curated record
UGUAACUAACCUUCAAAACCGAGCUGUUAGUUGGAGCUUUUUUUGGGUUGCGAAGGACACUUGUUUGGAGAUACAGCUGAGCCUAGUUUUUGCAGCCAUUCCUCUGUGAGUGCUUCAUGACAGGAACACUACCGUGCUAUCAAUUCACACCUGGUUAAUGAAGAAUGCAGAUUGGAGUUUUCAUCACCCACAGGAUGUUCUUGUAACAUUGUUUUGCUAGUCAUUUUUUGUUUCAAGAGAUGUAAAAAAUCUCAUGCUCCUUCAUCUGUGAAGCAUAUCCUUCAACACAAUUGUAUUUGGCUCAGUUCUCUUGGUAUAUAUGUUUCAAGUUGUAGAUAGUAAAUUUGCUUCAUCCCUGUUAUAUAUGCUUUGCAUUAUAUUUUAUGGUUUUCAUAAUUUAUUUUCGAAAUAAUUAAGCGAAAACUUUAUUAAUUAAUAGUGAUCAUAAUUAAAUGACACAUCAAGUAAACAAUUUCUGCGGUUUGCAAUUUGUUUAUGGUAGAAGGGAAAAUAAAGGGCAGAUCGAUGCGCUAAAGCUCCUGCUAUGCGCAGGGUCCGGGAAGGACCGGAUUAGAAGGGUCUAUUGUACUCAAUCUCACCUUACAUUUUUGCUGGGAGUUGUUUUUACAGCUUGAACUCGUGACCUCCUAGCCAGCCACAUGACAACUUUACUAGUUACUCCAAGGGAAGGGCCGAAUCACAAGGGUCUAUUGUACCCAAUUUUACCUUAUAUUUCUGCAAUAAGCUGUUUUCAAGGCUUGAAUCCGUGACCUCCUGAUCACAUGACAACAACUUUACCAGUUACUUCAAGGGAAGGGCUGGACCACGAGGGUCUAUUGGGUCCGGAUCACAAGGGUCUAUAGCCUCACCUUAAAUUUCUGUAAGGAGCUGUUUUCACUAACCUUUGGGUCACAUGACAAAAACUUUACCGGUUACUCUAAGUCCCUUUCCAAAAAGGGGGAAAACUCUUUUCAUUAAGUCAAAUUUUACGCGCACUCAAUGUUUACACCACACCAUUAAUACAAAAUAUGUGUUUGUUGAUAAAUUUUUAUUAUUUAUUAAUCAAAGUUACUUUAAAACAUAUUUUCACUCUGUUAAAUCACUUAAUUAAUUUUAUCGCCAAAUAUUUUAUAAUCUGUCAAUCUUGAGUUACAAACAUGACCAAAUUAAGGAAGUAAAAUUCCAAAAUCUCUUGUUAUAUAGCUAAUGAUAAGUUAAAGUGACAAAUUAAUUAACAAUCUUAAGCAAAGAUGUAAAUUAUUGUUUGUUUGAUCUGAAUAAAAGCUCAGUUAUGUGAUCCCAAAAUUAGGAAAAAUAGUUUGAAGGAGUCUCCUAAUGUAUAGCUCAAAUAGUUCCUCCUUUUUAAACUGCUUUUUAUAAAGUUAAUAAAUCAGAAUAUGAAAAGUCAUUCAUUGUAAUAAAUAUUAUAAAAUACUUAAUAAAAAGAAAGAGUCAAUAUCAUGAUCCCAAAGCAUUUCAUUUUUAACAAUUUUUUUUUUUUAAUUUUUCAGAGUUUUUUUUCCCUGACUCUGCAGUUCCGUAACAUUGCAUAACCAAGAAAAUACACACACACACGCACAGUGAUCUAUUUUCCCUGUUCUUCUUCUUGACACAUGCAAAAUCAAAAUCUAGUGUGCAUGUGAUCUACGAAGGUGUAAAAAGGGAUUCAGUCUAUAUAUGUUACAUGCAGCGUAAGGGUGAUCAGAAGAAAACUGAAUCACAGAAUCAUUAUAGGAAAAAUAGUAGAGUUGGUGGUCGUUCAUUGCCAUCAGCACAGGCUCAGUAUCAACGAGUCACUUCCGGAAAAGGCGGUGGUAGCGCUAUUCUACCUCCUCCUUCUCCCCGUUCAGGUUCCUCUUCUCCCACGUCCACCACGCAAAGCUUCAAGAAGUCUGAUGGAGAAACAGGUCCACUGAAAGUGACCGAUGCUGUGCAGAAUGAUGCCCCUACCCGAACCUCAGGAUCAGGAUCUUCAAUUGCUGUAACUUCAGAUAAGUUAACUGAGCAAGCAGAUAGAAUCAGACAUGAGGAUAACCAUAUUGUUUCUAGUGCUCUUUCUUCUCAACAUGCGUCUUCAGAAUUGGAUACGUCUCCCAAGACCCCCGUGAAAGAUGACAAUUCUAAAAAAGUAUCUCUUCAGUUUGGAAGCUUUACCCCAGGUUUUGUGAAUGGUAUGCAGAUUCCUCAAAGAACCAACUCAGCACCGCCCAACAUGGAUGAGCAGAAUCGCAUUCAGGCACGAUCUAGUCCUUUUAGACCAGUGCAGCUUUUGCCUUCUUCCAUUCCACAUCAGCCGCCGCUGAGGGAGGACAUAGGGAAUCCGGUGAAUAAAACUCCUGAUCCUCAGCAUUCUCAUGAAAGAGAUCCACCUGUUCAUGUUCAGGUUUCAGCAAGUCAUGCUGUCAGUAGCAUGCAGAAGUUAUCUUCUGUCCCUUUUCCGGGGGUUCCAGUCAAUCCUCCUUUUGUGCAGCCUCAUAGUCCUGUGCAGUUCGGAAUGCCUGGAGCGCAGGUUCAACAUCAAGGAAUACCUGGUUCUUCAUUCCCUAUGCCAAUGCCAUUACCCGUUGGAAAUCCCAACCAAGUUAGGCAUCCCCCGUUUGUCCCUGGUCUCCAAGCUCACCAUAUGCAGCUUCCGGGAGCAAUGCAACACGGACAAAUGAUGAGCUUCCCUCCUAAAUUUGGUCAUCAGCUGAACCCUCCGUUUGGCAGCAUGGGAGUUGGGAUUCCACCACAGUUUCCGCAGCCUGUUAGGAAGGUUAAUCCUCGUAGAUCUGUCAAAAUAACUCAUCCUGACACUCAUGAAGAGUUGAAACUUGAUGAGAAGGCUGACAUGAAGUUGGAUGGUGGUGCAUCUGGCUUGGCAAUACAUCAUCAUGGUGCCUUAUCAUCGCAGCCUAUGCAUUAUGUUCCCUCUCAUCCUAUGAUAUUUUUCCCACACUUGUCCCCGAAUCCUACAUUUUUACCAAAUACUACUUCAGUUCCUAUAACAAACUCCCUUGUGGCUCCCUGUGCUCCAGGACUAGGAUAUAACUCUUCAGUUCAAUUGGCCGUUAACCAAGCUCCUGGCUCUGUUAGAAAAGAGAUUUUGACAUCUUCAUUUCCAGUUUCCAAUACAACGGAAAUAGAAAAAACACAGCAACCACCUUUGAGAGUUAACUCUACUGAAGAGGAAUCAACGAUUGUCUCAGAAACCUCUGUUGAGACGUCAGAAUUUGCCUCCAAGCCAAUACCUUUUGCUUCACCCUCAGAAAAAUUAGUUGUUUCUGUUGAUAUACCUCCUUCUGGUAGUGUUACGUCUAGUGGAAGCAAUGUUAACCAUCAUCAAAGAAUCGAUUAUGUUGAGACCGAGUUGAAGAACCUUCCCAAGAAAAGCGAAUUGCAUCAUCAACAACUACAGGAGGAAGGUAAAAGUUCAGUAGACUGUAUUUUUGAAGGUAAAAAUGCUGAAGCUAAAGAAACCCAAGCAACUUCGACAUUAUCAGAGAUGCAUAGUGAUGCUUCAAUUUGUUCUAGAGCAUCUCUGCAUAAUGCAGAUGCUAGAAUUCCUGAUGCUUCUUUAAAAGGAUUUGAUGAUUUUGUAGAUGAAUCUUCGGAACACUCUAGUGUGACAACUGGUCGGGGAAAUGUGAUUGCUGGUAAGGGCAUUAGACAAGGACAACUUACGACUAAUCCAUCUGAAAGGCCUUCUCUGGGUAAAAAAAAUGAGGAUACUUGUAGCUCCAUGUCCGCGAAAGACUCUCAAACUGAAAGAAAGUCAAAUGAUAGGGAUGCAUCGGAUCAAGUAUCAAGCACAGGUGGCGGUGAUUUUGCAUCAGUAUCCCCUAAAACUAGACCUGUUGCUAUUAAUAAAGAAGUUUCGCCUUCUGCAUCUGGAGCAAUGCAUCACGAGGAUUCUCAUAUUCAUAGUUCACCGUCAUCUCCAUCACACACCAAAAUAAGGGGAAAAGUCUCUGAGGAAACAAAAACCGAAUAUCGUCGCGUUCAAGGAUCAAGUCCAAAGGAUAGUAAACCUACAAAUAAGGUGAAAAGUGCAAAAUCCAGGGGAAAGAAAAAGAGGAGAGAAAUUCUUCAGAAAGCUAAUGCAGCUGGGGAUACGUCUGAUCUUUAUAUGGCAUUUAAAGGACCUAAGGAGAAACUACAGUCUUCUGUUUCUUCAGAAAGUGUUGAGAGUUGUACCAGUCCCACUGCAAAGAAGACAUCAAGUUCCAAUGAAGAUUUUUCAGCUAAUGACGAUAAAAACAGUACACGUGAACCAAACAACUGGGAAGAUGCUGCAAUGUCAACUCCAGAGUUGGAAACUUCUGGUGACAAUAAAUUUUUUAAUGAUAAUCUUAGGCAUACAAAUGGUGGAAGUGUGACUAAUGGACAAAAGAGAUACUCAAGAGAUUUCCUUCUUACCCUUUCUUCUCAUUUCACGGAUCUCCCUGCUAAUUUUGAAGUUCCGUGGCAUAUGGUGGAGGCCCUUUUAAGUACUAAUGCAAGCAUUUCGAAAGGGGUAGAUUUUAACAAGAAUGGUCCAAACCUCUCUCCUGGACAAACUAAUAGCAGACAAGGCAGCUCUUCUUGGACUGAGAACCGUCCUAUUGGAAUGGCAGAUGAUGGCAGGUGGACCAGUGACCAGCAUAUUGAUAUCAACCAUGGAGGAAGCUCUAAUGGUGGUCGUUCCGGUCGAGGAAACCACAAGAAUAUAAGGAAUAUACAAGGACAGCCACCGAGCCAAUAUGUAUCUGUGUUUCCUGCUGGAACAAUGCUGCCAUUAGCGUCUCAGGGAGGAGUACAACAUAUUAGAUCCGAUGUCAACCGCUGGCAGCGGGUUUCUGGCUCCCGAAAAGGUUCAAUGUCUUCUCACUCUCCACUGCAAGUUAUGCACAAAGCUGACAAGAAAUAUGAGAUACGCAAAGUGACUGAUGCAGAAGAGGCAAAGCGCAGACACUUGAAAUCUAUCCUCAACAAGCUAACUCCACAAAAUUUUGAGAAACUGUUUGAGCAAGUAAAGGAGGUUAAUAUUGAUAGUGCUACCACUCUUGCUGGUGUCAUUUCACAGAUAUUUGACAAAGCUCUAAUGGAGCCAACCUUUUGUGAGAUGUAUGCAAAUUUUUGUUAUCAUCUGGCCGGGGAACUUCCUGAUUUUGUCGAGGACAAUCAGAAAAUAACCUUCAAGAGACUGCUCCUUGAUAAAUGCCAGGAGGAGUUUGAGAGAGGUGAAAGAGAAGAAGCAGAAGCUGAAAGUAUGGAAGAGAAUGGAGAGGUGAAUCUGUCUGAGGGAAAGAGAGAGGAGAAGAGUUUACAAGUACGAAGAAGGAUGUUAGGCAACAUAAGAUUGAUUGGGGAAUUGUACAAGAAGAAGAUGCUUACGGAGAGGAUAAUGCAUGAGUGCAUUCAGAAAUUGUUGGGGCAGUACCAGACUCCAGAUGAGGAAGAUAUUGAGUCUCUCUGCAAGCUUAUGAGCACUAUAGGAGAGAUGAUCGACCAUUCCAAGGCGAAGGAUUACAUGGACGCCUAUUUUGAUAUGAUGACGAUAAUGGCUAACAAUACAGAUUUGUCUACCAGGGUGAGGUUUAUGUUGAUGGAUAUUAUUGAUUUGAGAAAAAGUAAGUGGCAGCAAAGAAGAAAAGUAGAAGGACCAAAAAAAAUAGAGGAAGUACGAAGAGAUGCUGUUCAAGAACGUCGAGCUCAUAUCGGUCGGUCCCCUCGCGGUUCAAGCACUGUUUCUUCUGCUAGAAGAGGGCAGCCUGCAGAUUUAGGUUCUCGGCCAUCCAUGUUUUCUUCUUCAACUCCUCAGAUGACUCCAUUUCGUGGAAUACCAUCACAAAAUCGCGGAUUUGGAAGCAAGGAUUGUAGGUUAGAAGCUAGACAUCCACAUGAGAGUAGGACAUCAUCAACUGCCUUGCCACAGAGAUCUAUUGAUGAUAAAACAAUGAGACUUGGUCCACGGGGAGGCCCUGGAAGGGGAACGUCUUUCAGGGGGCCAGCAAUGCAUUCUGGUGAUCCUGUGGUAGAUGUACAUGCUGGUUUUGGAGAAACCAGAAAACUGACUGCUGGUGGUGGUACAUCCAUGUGGUCACCAUACAACUCAAGACAAGAAUCAAUAUCCAAAUAUGCUCCAGGGACAGUUGUGAAGCCUACUGCUUAUGCUAGACCAAAUCAACAUGAGCAUGCACAUUACGCUGAAAGAGAAGUGACAAAUUCAAAUCGUCCUUUUGGGAGAUCUGCCGAACCACCAUCUUCAGCCCAUCAGGAUAGACCGUCUGCUGCGCCAAAUUCACCAGGAAUGAUAUGGUCUGAAGAACAUCUUGGAGAAAUGUCGAUUGCAGCUAUUCAUGAGUUUUACAGUGCAGUUGAUGAGGACGAAGUUGUUCUACGCAUUGGAGAGUUGAACUCACCAAGCUUUCUUCCAAUGAUGUUAUCGAUGUGGGUAAAUGACUCGUUUCAGAGGAAAGAAAGGGACAGGGAUCUUCUUGCCCGGCUUCUUAUCAGUCUUACGAAGUCCAAGGUGGUACUGAAUGCCAAACAGCUCGUUGAGGGUCUUUCUCUUAGCAGGUUUGAAUCAGUUUUAGCUACUUUGGAGAAUGAAGUUACUGAUGCUCCAAAAGCAGCUGUAUUUCUUGGUCACAUUUUCGGUAGAUUAAUUAGCGAAAAUGUGAUCUCUCUGAAAGAAACCGGACAUCUUAUACGACAUGGUGGUGAGCAGCCCGGUCAUCUUCUGCAAACUGGAUUGGGAUAUGAACUUCUCGAAAGUACAUUUGACGUGAUAAGAUCAGAGAAGGGAGAAUCAGCUUUGAGAGAUAUCUGCAGCACGUCCAGCACACAGUUGGAAGAUUUUAGACCACCCGUGUUGUCCAAAUGAACCAUUUUUUUUCUCAUUAGUUUUCGACAUGGUUAAUCAUUGUUUUACCUACGAACAAAUGCAGAAGCAGGACGACUGAAUAUGUGGAUUAUUCGGUGUAAUGCUUAGGCAUGUAUACGUGACUGUUGAUAUCAACUUUGUGAAGCAUAUAUCAAUUUGGUUUA